Trypanosoma grayi is the source of this 445-nucleotide messenger RNA. RefSeq lists its product as hypothetical. NCBI's taxonomy places the organism in Eukaryota, Euglenozoa, Kinetoplastea, Trypanosomatida, Trypanosomatidae. The annotation marks the transcript as partial. The transcript has a single exon. The record is from RefSeq and is a predicted model, not a curated record.
CGCGGGAGAGGCGGCACCGGCGACGCUCGAAUGUCUGCUCGUAGAGAGCGGCCGUCUCCUGGCGCCGGGCGGCGCGCAGACGUUCGGCCGCCGUGCGCGGCUCCGAGGCGUCCCUCCACAUAUCCGCUCCGCUCCUUCCGACCUACUCGCUGGCGUUGGCGCCCCUAACACACUCGCUCUCUGGGUGCCUAUCGGUAAAAAUAUGGGCCUUGGGUGCAAAGCAAGAGAUGGCGGGGAAGGAGAAGCGGGUGACUCAAGCCCCCCGUCUAUGCCCGGGCACAGACGCCAGCAGCGGGCAUGCGGCGCUCAGGCCGCCACGAACUCACAGAGGGGCACGGCAGAGCGGAGGGGCGGUGAAAGCCGUGACGCAUCCCCCACCCCGCGCCAGACGACCACAAGUCGCCAAUCCGAAGCAAAGCAAAAAAAGAACACAAUACUCUCAUGA